Molecule: messenger RNA, 1860 nt
Organism: Ricinus communis (castor bean)
Lineage: Eukaryota; Viridiplantae; Streptophyta; Magnoliopsida; Malpighiales; Euphorbiaceae
Product: biotin--protein ligase 1, chloroplastic
Exons: 8
Coding region: 348-1700 (450 amino acids)
Biological process (GO): protein modification process
Cellular component (GO): cytoplasm
Molecular function (GO): biotin--[biotin carboxyl-carrier protein] ligase activity
Source: RefSeq, a predicted model, not a curated record
GCGGGACUGAGCUUAAUUAAAAUUUUAUAUCCGCGUAGAAAGUUGAAGCCCAAGUCAACCGAAACUCAAAAAAUCAAAUCCGGCCUGUACCCGGCGGAGCCCGACGUUUGAACACGUCUAUUGCUAAGCAACCAAAAAGUGGCGCCAUUUCACAUAUUAACGCAACCCCUACUCCCUCUAGCGCACAGUACACUGCCACUCAGAACUGCUCUCCAUCAACUCCUCUGCCGUUACACGUUGACUUUCCUCUUCUCCUUCCCACGCUACUUGAAGAAUUCACUACGUUUUACUUGUCUGCCGUUCCGCUCUCCGGGCAACAGAACGCUUUCUGCCCAUCAGUAGCAUCAAUGGAUAAUAGCAGCAGUUCAACCUGUACACUGAUAUUAUCAGGAUAUUCAGCUGUAGAGAAUGAAAUCGCACAAUCUCUGAAGCAAAGUAGCUCUAUAAAACACCCUGACGAUGACGAAAUUACUUUACUCCUGGAAUCGGAGAUCUCUAUACCAGAAAAAGAAAAUUCUUUCGAUCAGCAACUUUUCUUUAACAAUCUUUCUACUAAUCGAUUCGGCAGGUUACUUAUUUGGUCUCCGCGGUUAACUUCCACGCAGGAUUUCGUCUCACACAAUUUCUAUGAGCUUCCGAUUGGUACUGUUUGUGUUGCUGAUACUCAGUCUAAAGGGAGAGGUUGGUUGGAGGCUUGGGAAUCUCCAUUAGGUUCUCUAUUGUUUACUUUUAAGGUUGAAAUGGUGGACGUGGGUGCAGCGAAUAAGUUACAAUUUGUAAUUUCUUUAGCAGUUACUGAGGCAAUAAAAGAUGUUUGUCAAAAAAAUGGCUUACCAGUUCUAGAUGUUAAAAUAAAAUGGCCAGCUUAUCUUUACUUAAAUGGCCAAAGAGUUGGUGGCAUCCUAUGCAAUUCAACGUAUAAAUCAAAGAAGUUCAACAUCAGUGCUGGUAUAGGUUUGAACGUUGACAAUGAGAAACCAACAACAUGCUUAAAUGCUGUACUAAGAGAAUUAUCACCUGCUGCAUCACAAUUAAGAAGAGAAGAAAUUCUUGCAGCAUUCUUUAAUAAAUUUGAGAGUCUCUAUGAUCUUCUCAUAAAUCAAGGAUUGCAAUCUCUUGAAGAGCUGUUUGACAGAGCAUGGCAUAGUGAUGAUAUCGCAUUUUUUAAAGAUUAUCUCGGAGAAUUUUCCAACAACCUUAGUGGGACAUCAGGUGAUAGUGAGGAACUUGCUAGAGGAGAAUCCUUCACGGAACAGAUGGAAGAAUUAGGAAAUGGAGAAUGGCUUACACUGUUCGUCAGUUUAAUUCUAGAGGCUUUAUCUGCACUUUUCGAGCAACUAAACCAUGCUUUAAUGGGUAUGAUUCUGGCAAUUGUUGGCUUGCUUUCUUGUAUAGGUGAGCUUAUUUAUAGGGCUAAAAAGGAGCAAGUUUAUUGGGAGAACAAGGGCUUACAUUCAUGGUUUUAUAGCCACUAUCCAAGUUACAGAUUAUUUGGAACCACCAUCGAGUAUUUUCAAUUAGUUGUUGCAUUUUGGCAAUCGUUCCAUUCUACCUUAGGCUACUUAUAUGUUCGUCUCUUGUAUAAGAAAAAUCCCAUUAACAUGAGUGUCUCAAUGUUGCUCUUAUGCUUCUGCCUCCUCAUCUCUAAGAUUAUAAACAAGUACUUAGGACCAAACCCUUCGCGGAGCCAUGACCUCUGAACUAGUUUUUGUCUAUUUCUGCAAUCUUCUUUCAUUUUGAUCUCAAUUCCAGUAGUUUAUGUAUUAAUCUAACAGUUUUAUGUAUUUCUUUUCUCAUGCAAAACCUUGCUUGUUUGGACUGUAGCUAUCACAAUAUAUGAUAUUAUUUCUAUUGAUCUCU